This is a messenger RNA of Manduca sexta (tobacco hornworm), 1827 nucleotides long. RefSeq lists its product as uncharacterized. The record is from RefSeq and is a predicted model, not a curated record. Bases 150 to 1826 code for a protein of 558 amino acids. The transcript is spliced from 2 exons. Lineage: Eukaryota; Metazoa; Arthropoda; Insecta; Lepidoptera; Sphingidae.
AUCGCCAAAAUCCUUAUACUUAUAUUGUCCAACGAAACUAAGCACCCACGUCCAAUGUCUGCAGUACACGUGUUGUAUAUCAUCACCUGAUAUCCAGCAAAUUAAUUCACGAUUAUUUUUCCCACAGUCAGCAUUCGGGUAACGUCACUAUGUACAUGAUUGCGCCUGAAAAGGGAGCGCUCGAAGAAUGCAUCAGCUUCGCGACGGAUCUGGAGCGUGUAAAUCUCAAGAAUCGUACAACACUUAAGAAGUUGGUGAAUGACGCACACCAAGGCUCCUUCCUGUUCCAGGACUGGGACACGUGGCAACACGUUCCCGGCGUGGAACCGUUGAGUGACUGGUGCGCUAGUCGCCGCUUGUCGCCCGACCGCGACUCGAAGCCGGUGGGCGUGCGCGCCAUCCACGAGUCGCUGGUCAAAUACGCGCCGCCACUGUUACGCUUCACACAGCAUUUUGUGCCGGAGCCGAAUGAACUGCGUGAGAUUCUUGAACUCGAAGCAAGCCGGAACGAUGACAAAAUAGAGGAAGCGGCCUGCGACUGGGCGAACAAGCAUCCGAAUCGUCUUCAACAGUGGCUCAAACAAACGAAGCGAUUCGAUUACUCGAUGUUGGCAAUUGUAUGCAAAGAAGACCCGCUUCAAGGUCUCGAAGUGUAUCGUAAUAUAACAAUAUUCAUGGGCAACGAGUUGUGGGAAGUCUCAAAGCUUUCCGAAUUUGGUGUAAAUGUAUACCUAGAAGCUGUCAAUUGUUCACAACCUGAAGAAGCUGGAAUGAAAUUCAAACAUUUUAUGGACUCAACGGAGUCGUACCGCGCGAUCGGUGUGAUAGCGGCAAGAGAGAGCGCAUCGAUACUCGCCAAGGAGGCCGCAAUGGCCCACAUGCCGCUCGUCGUGUACGAUGUCAAUACUGAGGGCGCACAUGCCUCCGUCGGCCACCUUGGGGACCUCGCUGCCGCUUUCAUUAGGUUCUUCCAAGAAAAUAAUUGGAAUAGAGUGGCCGUUCUCUCAGAGUCGACUUCAAUCGCUAAGGAGCUGGUGAGGCAUCUCGAGGACAGGCUCUGUAUAUACAACAUAGAAAUGACCUCCAACAAGACUGAACUUGCGCUGCGUAAGCUUCAAGCUCGGGGCGCGCGGGUGAUCCUAUUAAACAUGGAAAUAGGUGCGGCGGAAGCGGUAUUGAAUGAGGCGUCCCGCCUCGGCAUGACGCCGGCCAACAAGUACGCAUGGGUAGCGCGCGAGUGGAAGAGCGCGCCGCUGCCAGUCGGCAUGAGCGUGUUCACGGUGUCGUUUAGCUGCACUCGCGGCGGUCAAGCGGUCGAGAAUACGUCGCUGCGCCGAUAUUUCGAGACGCUGUGGCAGGACGCAUGGCCGGCGCGCGCCGUCUCGUAUGUUAACGCACUGCUUACGAUCGUACAUGGCUUUGGCAUCUUAGUACGCGACUACCCGCAGUACAGAAAUGAUCACCACGGGCAGGAAGCUUUAGAAUGCUUUUGGAAAGGGCUCGAGAAAAUAAACGCAUCAGGUGUGUGUCAACAACUCCGUUACAAGGGCACCGCACUCGCCGAGCCGCUCGUGUUCAUCGACGAGUGGGUCGAGAGCAAGCCCAUGCGCCUGGCUGAGUGGCGCAUACGCCACGGUAAGAUUGUUAACAUAACAACGUAUCGCCAAGCCUAUCCGCACGGGCGCCCAGUUCACGACGGAAGCUCCAGAUGCAUUGUGCAGUCGGGCAACUGCUUUACUCCAGAUUGCCAGGACGUCAACAUAGCGACAGACAGACAGAUGCGACGGGCGACUUUCUUUUAUUAUCAAUUUUUUAUAACUUUUUGAG